This is a messenger RNA of Orbilia oligospora ATCC 24927, 297 nucleotides long. RefSeq lists its product as uncharacterized. Gene Ontology annotation, cellular component: U1 snRNP; U4/U6 x U5 tri-snRNP complex; precatalytic spliceosome. Gene Ontology annotation, biological process: mRNA splicing, via spliceosome; spliceosomal snRNP assembly. Lineage: Eukaryota; Fungi; Ascomycota; Orbiliomycetes; Orbiliales; Orbiliaceae. Bases 1 to 297 code for a protein of 98 amino acids. The transcript has 4 exons. The record is from RefSeq and is a predicted model, not a curated record.
AUGUCCGGUAGAGGCGGUGGUGGAGGUGGAGGCCGAAGAGUCUUGCUACCUCCCAUCAACUUCAUUUUCAAGCUUCUUCAAACCCACGCGACUGUUCAGAUUUGGUUAUAUGAGCAGCUUCAGACACGCAUAGAAGGAAAGAUCAGGGGAUUUGACGAGUUCAUGAACUUGGUUAUCGAUGAGGCUGUUGAAAUUAAGUUACCGUCUAAAACGGAGGACGAAACUCGUCGAGAACUAGGGCGGAUAUUACUCAAGGGCGACAACGUCACAUGUAUCGCGUGCGCUUCGCUUUCGUAA